CUCCAUCGUGCACGGUAGGAGAUGAAUUUUAGCCAUACUUGCAGGCAGAGGGAGAGUCCCCUAACACUAGACGUACAGCGUGCUGAGGUCACAGAUUGGAGGCGGAGUUACCGCCUUACAUCAGGAAAUCAAAUGGAGGCUUCUCUGGGAUGUUUGCAGAACCCUGACCUAAGCUCUGUGCUGUCAUCAUGCGAGCCGGAGCUUCAGGAACUGAUGAGACAGAUUGACAUAAUGAUCGAUCAUCAGAAGAAGGAGUGGGAGGCUGAGACUCAGGCCAUGCAGCUCCGGCUGAAGAGAGGGGAAGAGGAGCUGUUGGCUUCCAGGAAUCUCGUUCACCGGAGGGACCUGGAGAUUGGAUUGCUCCACAAGCAGCUUGAAGAAGUCCAGCCUGGUCCAAAUGAGAUGAUUACCAAGUACGAGCAGCAGCUGCAGAAGCUCCGGGAGGAGUUGGAUAAGUUAAAGAGAAGUUAUGUCAAGCUUCAUCGCAAACAGCUGAAGGAGUCCAGUGGAGGAGCAAACCCCAAAGCAUCAGAGCACUCAGAGAUGGAGGUUUACCAGCAGCGCUCUGUAGAGUGGGAGCAGCAACACAUCCAGUCCCAAAAACUAGUGAAAGAGCUGGAGGCCCAGAACAAGAGCCUGACUGAUGAGCUCACACUAAGGAAGUCCCAGGGGGCGUUGUGUCGGAAGGAGCGGGAGCGUCUGUGUUUGCAGCUGGAGAAGGCUCAGGGCAGCCUGCACUCUCAGGAGCUGGAGCUGGAACGCCUCCGCCCGCUGGAGCUGUGGCUGGGACAGACGCAGAGAGAGCAGCAGCUCAGCAGAGGGGUGCUUUCAGAGGAGAGGGAGGAACACCAAGCUACGCUGGACUCCCAGGAUUCCUUUGUGCAAAGAACCGGACUGGAAUGCCAGAGGCUGCGCACUGAAGCCGCCAGACUGACCCAAGCCCUCCAGGCUAAAGAUCAAGUCAUUCGCUCUCUUGAGGACUGCCUGGCCGCUCAGGGCUGUGCUGGUGUGGAAUCCCUCAGACAGGAUCUGGAGAAGAUGGCCACCAAGCUGUACUGCGCUGAAGCAUGUGAGGAUCAUCUCAAGGCUGAAGUGGCAUGUCUCAAAGAGAGAGUGGACCAAUCUGAGCUGAGGAGCAUCAAGGCACAAUAUGAUUCCUCUGUGGCAGAAAUGAAAAAGGUAAGAGAGGAGCUCCUCAGGGCGCGGCAGACUCACAGUGGGGAGUUGGCGGGGAUGAGGAGGGAGGUGUCAAAGCUGACCUCAGAGCUGCACCAACGAGACGUAACCACCUGCACACUGAAGGGCUCUUCCUCGAACAUCAGGCAGCAGCUCCGUGGGGAGCUGGAGCGAGCAGAAGCCCAGCUAACAGCGACUCGGGCGCAGCUGGAGAGCGUGCAAACAGAGAAGCAGCAUCUGAAGGGUCUGCUGCAGAGGCCGGAGGCUCCGUCACCAGAGAGGGGGGAGUCCUCGCUGGCGUCCCUCAGGGAGAGUUAUGUGUCGUCUCUGUGCAGCCUGGAACAAGAGAACAGCCGGCUGAGGAAGGACCUCGCUGAGCUGCAAGCCCGACUCGAGGCCUCAAGCAGGACCUGUCCUGACCGAUACAAACAGGCUCUGCUCAAUCACGCUACGACCACCCCCCCACAACCUGCUCAGGACAGGCAGGAGACAGCUACAAAGGCCGAGCUGCUGAACAGCGGCCAAUACCAGGGAGAGAUCCAGAGCCUCUUCCAGCAGCUGCACACCCUGUCCCAGUCCUCCUGUAGCCAGGCCCCAGACAGCAGGCCUACUUCUUCAGCAUCCUCCUCUUCCUCCACAAGACUGAUCAGGAGAAACUCUGUGCCAAGUCCAAAUGACUCUGCUGCUGAGGAGCAAAGAUCCAGCUCGGAAAACUCGGGGUCCAGAGAGAAACCCAUACCGUCUCCUUCUGCCAUGGAGCCUCUAUCCGUUUCUCCAGGGGACGGAACUGUCUCUCGUUUCCUGCAGGAAGAAAGCUUCCUGGCUAAGGAGCUGGUCCAGAAACUGGACUCCCACAUCCAGGGGAUGAGAGAGAGCAAUGCCAGGAUUCUCUCCAAGUACCUGCCGGGGGGCUCAGGGCCCGAGUCCCCCCAGACUUCAACCGACUGCAGACAGCAGAGUGGUUAGUGAUGGGGUGAGGUGCAGUAAAUCUGAAACUCAGUGCCUUGAACAGCGGAGGACAACUGCAUUCUUGUGCUUCAGUAGAUUCUACAUGAUGGAGGACGACGUUCUGUUGCGCAGAAACACGGCAGAGCAAACUAUAGCUGUAAUGUUGAGCUGAUGGCCAUAAACAAGACACUACAACAAAUCCUCUUUUUAGCGUCCAUGAUGUUUCCACAUGGCUUUUUAAAGACACACCAAGGUUGGAAGAAUGUAUUCCCAACUCGGGAAGCAGUAGCACCUGAAUUCAUCUUUGGCCUUUGUGAAGUUCCUCCCUUGUCAGAGCCCGUCUUGAUUUUUGAGCAAUUAAACUCAGAUUGACAACGCAGA
Messenger RNA from Eleginops maclovinus (Patagonian blennie), 2505 nucleotides. It is a transcript of the gene cep63, whose product is annotated as centrosomal protein 63. The record is from RefSeq and is a predicted model, not a curated record. Gene Ontology annotation, cellular component: centriole. NCBI's taxonomy places the organism in Eukaryota, Metazoa, Chordata, Actinopteri, Perciformes, Eleginopidae. The coding region runs from base 22 to 2142 and encodes 706 amino acids. Gene Ontology annotation, biological process: centriole replication; de novo centriole assembly involved in multi-ciliated epithelial cell differentiation. The transcript has 15 exons.